Molecule: messenger RNA, 5067 nt
Organism: Planococcus citri (citrus mealybug)
Lineage: Eukaryota; Metazoa; Arthropoda; Insecta; Hemiptera; Pseudococcidae
Gene: usp
Product: ultraspiracle
Exons: 8
Coding region: 776-2056 (426 amino acids)
Biological process (GO): cell differentiation; anatomical structure development; cellular response to ecdysone
Cellular component (GO): activator ecdysone receptor complex; nucleus
Molecular function (GO): nuclear steroid receptor activity; RNA polymerase II cis-regulatory region sequence-specific DNA binding; zinc ion binding
Source: RefSeq, a predicted model, not a curated record
GCCAACGUUCGCUCCUCCUGCGCCACCUGAUCGCCGCGUCUCGCGCGUCGUCGACGUCGUUGCUGUUGUGGUGGUAGCCGUCGUAAUUGUAAGAAGUGUAGCGCGUUAGCGCUCUCGGCCAAGAUCACUAGGUCAUUUUGUCCCGCCACGAUCGCGCGUACAUCGUCGCCGAAUCGGUUUGUCGUGGUCGCGCCGAACGCAUAAGGCGAUUUACGUAAUUUCGUAAUAAUUUUUUUUCUCUGUUUCUCUGCUCCCCCGUUUCUUCUUCGUUCGCAAGCCUGUUUUUCGCGGUUGAAAAUUUUUUUUUCGUUUGUUUUCGUAUUUUUUUUUGUUCGAUGUGGCGCGUGUUUACGUAAUUUUUCGUGUUUUUUUCACCUCGUUUUGGAAAUUUUUUCCUUCUCUUUUUUCUCUUCAAUUUUUAUCGAACAGUAUACUUUCGAGCCGCAAAACAACGCGGUUCUAACUGGUUUAUCGGUUUUGUUUUUACUCGUAGCCCUUUCCGAUUUCGUUGUGUCUGUUGUCUGUUAUUUUUUAUUCCUCAUUUUUUCUUUCUUCAAGUACCGGUGACAAUACAGUCACAAUGUUCCGGUUAUGCGGCAUUUCGAUCAAUUUGGUCGCAUAGUUUGGUGGCGGCGUGGUCGAAAUACGUCGUCCGAGUGAUUUGGUGUUGACGUGAAAAUCCAAGUUUUUUCCCCUUCAAUUCUUGCCCCGUGCGUGGGCGCGUUCAGAGUUGGUUUUUGUGGAAGGUCCAACGAACUCGAAAUAUAACCGAAAAAUGUAUAAAAAGGAAAAGCCCAUGAUGUCGGUGGCGGCCAUUAUCCAGAGUGCGGCGGUGAGCCAUCAUAAUUGGCCUAGAGGAUUAAGUAAUUUGGACAGCAACGGAAUGUCAUUAUUAUCAAUGAGUCCGCAAUCGCCGAUUGAUUUGAAACCGGACACUGCCACCUUGCUAUCGGCCAAUUUAAGUCCACCGAAUUCGGUCACAGCUCCUCUCAGUCCUAGCCAAUUUUCUCUGGUUCAUUCGAAUUCUGUGAUUACCGGUUCAGCGAUGGUGAGUCCAAACUCGGCGUAUCCACCGAAUCAUCCGCUCAGUGGAUCCAAACAUUUGUGCUCCAUUUGUGGCGAUCGGGCUAGCGGAAAACAUUACGGAGUUUACAGCUGCGAAGGAUGCAAAGGAUUCUUCAAACGAACGGUCCGUAAAGAUUUGACGUACGCGUGUCGAGAGGAUAGAAAUUGUACCAUAGAUAAACGCCAACGAAAUCGUUGCCAGUAUUGCCGAUACCAGAAAUGUCUUUCAAUGGGCAUGAAACGAGAAGCAGUUCAGGAAAGACAGCGUACGAAUAAGGACCGAGAUCAAAACGAAGGAGAAGCUACCAGCACAGUGAUGACGGCCGAUAUGCCUAUCGAAAGGAUACUAGAAGCUGAGAAAAGAAUGGAGUGCAGUUCUCCGGAAAUAUUAUCCGAAAAUAAGAAUUUCUACAAAGCUACCGAAAGACAGUUGUUUCAAUUGGUCGAAUGGGCCAAACAUAUUCCUCAUUUUACAUCAUUACCAAUUAAGGAUCAGGUGCUGUUAUUAAGAGCCGGCUGGAACGAGCUAUUGAUAGCAGCAUUUUCGCAUCGAUCUUUAGAUGUUAAGGAUGGUCUAGUUUUAGCAAAUAAUUACACCGUGUAUCGACAUAACGCCACCGAAGCCGGAAUUAACAGCAUUUUUGACCGCGUGCUGACCGAACUUGUGAGCAAGAUGAGAGAAAUAAAAAUGGAUAAGACUGAAUUAGGUUGUCUAAGGACGAUUAUAUUGUUUAAUCCUGCCGUGAAGGGUCUACGCUCAGUACACGAGGUAGAACAGCUUCGCGACAAGGUGUACCUGUCGCUGGACGAAUACACUAAACAGGCGUACCCAAACGAGCCCGGUCGUUUUGCCAGACUACUGUUGCGGUUACCAGCUCUACGUUCAAUCGGCCUGAAAUGUCUCGAACAUUUAUUUUUCUACAAGUUAAUCGGCGAAGACCCGAUCGACAAGUUCCUGCUGGAGAUGCUGGAAUCUCACAACGAUUCGUAGCGUAUGGCCAACUACGGCGUACUAGAUGAGGAAACGCAGUCGCGUUCCUCCGUUCGCCUAUUAAUAUCUUCUUCGAAUAGUAAGAUGGUGAUCGUGUAAGUAAGAUCUGAGAUCACCGACGAGUCGGAAUUCACCAUCUUUUUACUCUGUACACAACGUCUCGUGUCGAUUGUAUUUUUCUUCUUUUUUAUAUUCUACUUUUAUCGCGAUGUCCCCCUUCCCUCGUUUCCUUUUUCUUCCCCAAUUUGACGUUUGUUUUUUUUCUUCUGUUUUUAUUCUCGUGUUUAUUAUUGUACUAUUUUUUUUUCUUUUUAUUAUUUUGUUUUCAUUUUAUUUUCUUUGAUGAUUUUUUUUUCUUUUUUAUUACGUCGGAGUGUUGAUGAUUUUGAUUUUGAUAUCGAUAUCGAUUGAUGUAUCGAGUAUAUUUUUUUAUUUGGAUGAAGGUGCUGAGGAGGAGAAGAGAAUGGUGGGAAAGUCAUGUUUUUGUGUUUGAAUGUACGUACUAGAAUGUGCGUAUUUUGUUUUGGGAUGAGAUGAAAUGGAAGGGAAGGGGAGGGGAUCCAAAUACGUUUUAAUGUGUUUUUAAUUAGAAUUUUUUUUCCCGAAAAUUGAAUAGUUUCUUUAUAAAAUCCACACCGAACUGAAAUCUAAAAAUUGACGAAAUCGAAGAUUAAAUCUAAAACAGAGUUAAUAAUUUAUCGUUUUAUUCGUUGAAAUUUUCCUACUUUUGAAACGACUGAAGUCAAAAAUCAUUUUGAAAUCAUUAAAAAAAUGAAAAUCUCAUUUUUGGAAUCCAAAAUCCAAAAUCAAAUAAGUAAAAUUUGAAUGAGAAUUUUCAUUUUCAUAAUUUUUCUACCUUCUUGAAUAAUUUUUUAUUUUUGAAAAAUCUUCUAAAUUUAUAUGAUUUUUUUGGAACUUCUCCUCUCAUUUUCUCUCAUUUUUUUGGAUCAGGUCGAUUUCAAAAAAUUUCCCUCGAGAUAAAAAAGCCAAAUUUCAAGAAUUCGGAGGCACUCUGUUGUCGGAAGAAAGAGGGGGUGAAGGGUGACUAAUGGACAGUGUAGUUUUAAGACAUUUUUUUGCAUUUUGAAAAAAGUGAAAUUUUUCAAAAAAUUUUGGGCUUCUGAUGAGUAAUUUUUAGCCUUGACUGAUGGACCUCCCGUCACCCUCGCCCCCCCUCUUCCUACCAUAACCAUAAAAUGUACAAAUUAUUGCUAGAAAAUUGUUUAUUUUUUUUUGAAAAAAAUACUCAUAAUCUUGAAAAAUUAUUUAAAUUUUGUGAACACGUUUAAAAAAUUUUAAUGAGUAUUUUUUUCGAAAAAAAUACAUUUUUUUCAAAUGAUUACUUACAAUUUUGAAAUUUAUAAAAGAUUACAUAAAAUUAUGUAAUGAAAUCUGUGACCCAAUUUCUCAAAAUUAUUGCAGCCUUUAUUUCGUUUCAUUUAUUAAAUGAUGCAAUUUUCAAAUUAUUUUCUAAUCAAUCAUAAAUUGUAAAAAAAUUGAUCGCUUUUGUAUUUGGAAUCUUUUUUUUUAAAACAAAAUUUGACGUAACAAUUUAAAUAAGUUUGUUUUCUCACCUCCUCGCCCUUCUAUCCAAUUUCUCAAAAAAAGACAUUCACCAAGUAUUCAAUUUUUUAUGUUACAAAUUAACAUUAUCUUAGAGAUAAUCGAAGCACUCCGACGAUAUUGAAAUUAGUACUCGAAAAACCCACACAUUAAUACGUUGUUGUUUUUUUUUUUGUUUUGUAUCAUAAGUACAAAAGAGUAAAAUUAUUCGAACUCUAUUAUUUGUCGCUAUGGUCGCCUCGCGUGGGUGCUAUUUAUUUAUACUAUUGUUAAAAUGUAUGUACACGUGUAACGUUAUCUGUUUUACUUUUCCUUGUUCCAUUUCUCGUGUGUUUGCGUUACUUUUUUUUUUUUUAAUCGAUAGAAAAAAAAGAAAGAAAAGAAACAAGAAAAUUAAAUAAUGUAUUUUAGCUUAAGUUUUAGAAACGGAAUUGUGAUUUUUGGAAAAUAUUCGUGUGCAGAUGGCUGGUGUAUUUUUGUUAAUUUGUUUUCUUCUGUUCGUUGUUAAAUUUUUACAAAUUUGUGUUACCAAGAAAAUUACGCUUAUAUAAGAAAAUUAACAUUCUUUGCGUAAAGUUUUUUUUUCUUUGUUUAUGUUUAACUCGAGAUGAUUGAGAAAAAAAACGAGCUGGAAUUUAAUUACCAUUCCUCUGAUUACCAGAAAUUUAUUACAACGUUUAAAUUAACGACCUCGUUUUAAUUCUAAAAGUAAAAAAAUCUAUUUAAGAGUCGUGUUGAGAAUAAAAAAAAAAAAAUUGUGCGAUUUGUCUUCCAAAGUACGUGGUUUUUAAUGAGUGAUGAUAAUUUUAUAAAUAUUUUAUCUAUAAGUGUACCUAUUUCUUUGUUUUCAUUGUUUGUAUGUAAAAUGACGAUCCUUUUGGUGUCGGUGUGCGAGCAAUUGUUACCUUGUAACGUUUUUUUUUCUCUUUUUUUUUUUUAUUUUUUUUUGAACGAAAGGAAAGGAACGUCAUUACAUUUUACGUGUUUGUUGUCUCGAGAUGACAAUUUAUUGUGCGUGUUUUUAAUAUUGUUUUCUGCAUUUAAAAAAUUCAUUUUUUCUAAGUAGUAUUUUUGGUCUCGUCACUUCGUGUACUGUUAAAAGUAGUUACGAAACUUUCGUAUAUUCUCAGCAGAACGCACAUUUUUUUUCUUCGAUUUUGAUGUUGUUUUCGGAUUUUUAAAAUAUAAAUGAAAAAAUUUUAAUCUCUCAUUUUUAUGUAUUUUUGUUUUUCGCGGACAUCUUUCGACCAGUUUUCAAGUUAUUUGUUCCUGUUUUUUGUAUUUAAAUUUAGGUUUAGUUAUCGUGCGUUUUAGGCAUAAGCGUUUAUUGUAAUAAUUAACUUUUGUCUUAGGUUAUUUUUAUAAAUUCCAAUGUUUUUUUUUCUUCUCGUAAAUAUGUACUUGUAUGUGAUUAUUAUAAAAAUAUACCAGUUUUAUAAUUUUGUUAA